AUGUCUGAGGGCAGCCAGGCAGGGGUCCCAGCUGAGGGGGGGCUGAGGGGUGCCCCUGACAGCACCCAGGAUGUGGCUGAGCCCAGGGAGGAUGUGGGGAGUGAGGGCCUGGCAGCCAGUCCAAGCCCAGGCAAUGUGGAGGACGUGUAUGAGCUACUGGAGAAGCUGGGCAGUGGCCACUUUGGCGUGGUGAGGCUCUGCCGUGAGCGCAGCACCGGCACCUUCUACGCUGCCAAAUUUGUGAAGACCCAGCGGUGCUGGGGCAGCCGCCUGGGGCUGGAGCGGGCACAGGUGGAGCGGGAGGUCGCCAUCCUCCGCCAGCUCGACCAUCCCAACAUCAUGCAGCUCCACGACCUCUUCACCAGCAGAGCUGAAGUGGUGCUCGUCCUGGAGCUGAUCAGUGGUGGAGAACUCUUCGACUUCAUUGCGGAGAAGGAGAUGCUGUCAGAGGAGGAGGCCAUCGAGUUCCUGGAGCAGAUCCUGAGUGGGGUGGAAUAUCUGCAUUCUCGCCUCAUCGCUCACUUCGACCUCAAGCCUGAGAACAUCAUGCUGCAGCAGAAGGAUGUCCCCAAGCCCUGGAUCAAGAUCAUCGACUUUGGGCUGGCCCAGCAGCUGGAGGAUGGCAUCACCUUCAAGAGCCUCUGUGGGACCCCCCAGUACAUCGCUCCUGAAGUGAUCAAUUAUGAGCCACUGAGCCCCGCGACCGACAUGUGGAGCAUUGGAGUCAUCACCUACAUUCUGCUCAGUGGCCUGUCCCCCUUCCAGGGUGAGACGGAUGCUGAGACCCUCUCCAAUGUCGUGGCUGGUGCCUACGAGUUCGAGGAGCGCUGCUUCAGCCAGACCUCCGAGCUGGCCAAGGACUUCAUCCGCCAGCUGCUGGUGAAGGAGCCACAGCACCGCAUGACAGCAGCCGAGUGCCUGGUGCACCCCUGGAUCAAGCCCCUGAGCAGGAAGCAAGCACUGAGCCGGAGCCGUUCCUCCAUCAACAUGAGAAACUUCCGCAAGUUCAACGCCCUGAGGAAGUGGAAGCUUUCCUACAACGCCGUGUCCGCCUGCAACCGGCUGUGCCGCACGCGGCUGCUCUGCCACCUCGGCAAGGAGGAUGAGGAGCUGCGCUGCUGUGAGAGCGACCAGGAGGAGGAGAGGAGCCCCCACAUCGCUCUGCUGCGCCGGCGGAGAAGCAGCUGCUCCUGAUUUCCUCCAAAAAAAGACAGGACCCCUGCAAGGGGAGCCUUUGGGGUCCCCCCAUCGCCCCAUCCAAGGGGGCAGGGGCGCUGUCCAGCCCCAGAGCUCCCAGUCCAUGGUGUUGGAGGGUCACUGGGGCAUCAGCACCCCACUCCUGCCCCCAGGUUUUGCUGCAGUGGAGCUCGUGCUGCCCCAGGGCUGGGACCCUCCUCUCUGCUUUGUCCUAA
Sturnus vulgaris (Common starling) is the source of this 1412-nucleotide messenger RNA. Its product is annotated as death-associated protein kinase 2-like. Gene Ontology annotation, molecular function: ATP binding; protein serine/threonine kinase activity. The record is from RefSeq and is a predicted model, not a curated record. Gene Ontology annotation, cellular component: nucleus; cytoplasm. Gene Ontology annotation, biological process: protein phosphorylation; intracellular signal transduction; positive regulation of apoptotic process. Lineage: Eukaryota; Metazoa; Chordata; Aves; Passeriformes; Sturnidae.